This is a messenger RNA of Umbelopsis ramanniana AG, 1326 nucleotides long. RefSeq lists its product as uncharacterized. Lineage: Eukaryota; Fungi; Mucoromycota; Umbelopsidomycetes; Umbelopsidales; Umbelopsidaceae. Gene Ontology annotation, molecular function: RNA binding. The record is from RefSeq and is a predicted model, not a curated record. The coding region runs from base 1 to 1326 and encodes 441 amino acids. Gene Ontology annotation, cellular component: precatalytic spliceosome. Gene Ontology annotation, biological process: mRNA cis splicing, via spliceosome. The transcript has 6 exons.
AUGUCGUUUUCCUUAUACGGCGAUCUUCCGAAACCGAAAUCCAGCAAAGGCGAAAAUAGUAAGGAAGAAGACGGAAAUACCCUUGUCGCAAAAGGUUGGGCAGCCGUAGCUCCCACGCCAACCCCGUCCAGCAAUGAAUCGCCAACAGCGACAUCCACAUCUUCCUCGGAACAGCCUAAACCAUCAGGUUGGGCGCUCUAUAGUCAAUUUCGACCCGUCAUGCGUAAGCCAACAAUUCUGGCCAAACCCAAAAUUCACAAACCCGUCAUUCCGGUCGGGGGGAAAAUAGUGUCGACGAUAUCGGCACAAACACACCAAACCGCAACUCAAGUAGUGUCUACCAAAGAUGUCUCGCCUCAACCAAAUUCUAUACCGUUAAAGACAUCUUUAAAUGAUGUCAAUGGGUUUGCCGAUCUCCAGUCAAAUGCAAAGAAAGCUAAAAAGAUUCAGAAGCACAAACAAAAGGAUCCGCAAGCACCAAAUGAGUUUGAUAUGGAGGAGGACUACGAUCCAAUACGGCCGAAUGAUUACGAAAUGUAUAUGGAACAGAAAGAUAGGUUGAAAGAGGAAAAAGAAAGAUUACAACAUCGUAUUAGACGUCGGUCUCCGUCUAUAUCUUCUGAAUCUUCUAGUUCAAGUCGAUCACGAUCGAUCAGCCCGUCAAGAUACAACAAAAUGUUUGCGCCUCCGCAAAGUUUAGAUGGCUCUGAGACCUCGUCGAAAGUAGAGGCACCGGAAGGUUCCGGUGCUCAGCCAGACAAGGUCGUGGUUAGUUCAGUAAUCAAGACCAUCAAUUUGGAGGAAACAGCAGAAGACGCCUGGAUGCGACGAGCCCGAUUGAGCGGAAAGUCCAAUGUAACGCCGCGUAAAAGGUCUACACCAAGCCCUGAACCGGAUGAUAGCCGAUCCGAUAACAUUGACGUAUCCGACCACCACGACAUGAAAGUUAAUUAUGAUGGAUCAGCAGAUGAAAACAAAGUACGAUCAGAAGCAACCUCCAUCGUUCUUUUAAGAAACAUGGUUGGGCCAGGUGAAGUGGACGAUACAUUACAGCAUGAGACAGCCGAUGAAUGUAGUAAAUACGGCAAAGUUGAACGAUGCCUUAUUUUCGAGGUACCUGAAUCACAAGUUGGAGCAAAUCAAGCAGUCCGUAUUUUUGUAAAGUUUCAAUCCGCAUUGUCCGCACAACGUGCCGUGGAUGAUCUUAAUGGACGCUACUUUGGCGGACGGAUUGUGACUGCUACCUUCUUCGACGCUGCAAGAUUUGAACGGUUAGAUUUAGCGCCAAUGAAAGAGGAAAUGAUCAACCCCAAGGAACCAAAAUAA